Molecule: messenger RNA, 1348 nt
Organism: Elaeis guineensis (African oil palm)
Lineage: Eukaryota; Viridiplantae; Streptophyta; Magnoliopsida; Arecales; Arecaceae
Source: RefSeq, a predicted model, not a curated record
UUCAUCUUGACAUUGGCAAAAGUAUGCCUAAUUUGGAAUAUCUCUCUCUUUCCACAAAUAAUUUAAGUGGUGAAAUUCCCUUGUCUCUUUGUCAUCUUCGAUAUGGCGUUCUUGAUCUUUCAAAAAAUCUAUUGUCGGGUGAGCUCCCUGAUUGCUGGAACCACUCUUCCUUUAUCAUUGUUAUGGAUUUUUCAAGCAAUAGUCUAUCUGAAAGUAUUCCUCCAUCAAUCUGUUCAUUACCUUUUCUUGAAUCAUUGCAUUUGAGUAAUAAUAAUCUUUCAGGAGAACUCCCUUCAUCCUUGAAGAGUUGUGCGAGAUUAAAUACUUUUGAUCUUGGACAGAAUGGAUUCACUGGUAAACUACCUACUUGGAUAGGAGAAAGUUUGUUGUCUUUGAAGAUCCUUCGCUUACGAUCAAACAAGCUUGUUGGAAAUAUUCCUCCUAAUCUAUCAAGACUAGGGGCUCUUCAAAUCCUAGAUCUAGCCAGUAACAAUUUAUCAGGAACCAUCCCUUCUAGCUUUGGAAACUUUACUGCCAUGAAAGUGUCGGGGGAGAUGAAUGGAACCAUUUUAAAAAAUUAUACUUAUUACAAUGAAAACAUGCAAGUGACCAUAAAAGGAAUAUACAUUGAGUAUGCCAUAUUGCUUCCACUUGUGAUCGUUAUGGGCCUUUCAAAUAAUAACUUAUUUGGAAUGAUACCAGAAGAGUUGACCAGACUUUUUGGACUCGUGAGCUUAAAUUUGUCUGGAAAUCAACUGACAAGAGAGAUCACAGAAAAGAUUGAUGCAUUGCAACAGUUGGAGUCACUUGACUUGUCAAAAAAUAAUCUUUUCGGUGGAAUUCCUUCAAGCAUCAUUGGUCUAACUUUUUUGAGUGACUUGAACUUGUCAUAUAACAACUUAUCAGGAAGAGUUCCAAUAGGUAAUCAGCUUCAAACCUUCAUUGACCUGUCUAUUUAUAUUGGUAAUCCUGAUCUUUGCGGGUUCCCAUUAAGUCAAAAGUGCAAAGAUGACAAGACAAACCAAGGUCUAAAUGCAGUUGGAGGGGAUGAACAGAAUGAUAACACCAUGGAUGAAGAAGGAUCUGAAAUAGAGUGGUUGUAUAUGAGCAUGGGGCUAGGAUUCGCAGUAGGUUUCUGGAUUGUCUUCGGCCCACUAUCAUUCAAUAGAAAAUGGAGAGAAGCCUAUUUUCAACAUAUAGAUCAAGUAUUCAAUGUGGUUUACAUGGCCCUGGCAACAAUUUUCACCAAGUUUAAAGUACACAACAUUACAACGUGAUAGUUUGUGACCUUGAAUUGUAUUUGUAAUUUUUUUUCUUUUUUUUAAGAAGUGAUUGUAGAAAUAUUCAU